Molecule: messenger RNA, 1221 nt
Organism: Dimorphilus gyrociliatus
Lineage: Eukaryota; Metazoa; Annelida; Polychaeta; Dinophilidae
Source: the annotation of a GenBank genome assembly
AUAUACUGUUUUUCCGAUUUCUGUGAUCGAUUAAUCGAAUUGUGUAUCACCAUCUUUCUGCCAAGAAAUUUAAGCAAUCAUGUCUGAAAAAGAUAGUUUCGAGCAGUUUGAGCCAUCCUUAAAAAAUAUCAUUGACCAAACGUCUUUAAAAUGGAUUUUUGUAGGAGGAAAAGGUGGAGUUGGUAAAACGACCUGCAGCUGUAGCUUAGCAGUUCAACUAGCUAAAGUCAGGGAAUCUGUUCUGAUUUUAUCAACUGAUCCGGCUCAUAAUAUUUCUGAUGCCUUCGACCAAAAAUUCUCAAAGGCACCCGUUAAGGUUAAGGGUUUUGAAAAUUUAUUCGCUAUGGAAAUUGAUCCCAAUUUAGGAUAUACCGAACUACCAGAUGAAUUUUUCGGAGCUGACUCUAAUUCGUGGAAUCUUGGAAAAAGUGCAAUAAAAGAAUUAUGUCAAGCUUUUCCGGGUAUAGACGAAGCAAUGAGCUUCGCCGAAGUAAUGAAGCUAGUGAAAAAUAUGAAUUUUUCGGUUGUCGUAUUUGAUACAGCUCCAACAGGUCAUACACUUAGAUUGCUAAGUUUUCCAUCAAUUGUAGAAAGCAGUUUAACCAAGAUUCUUCGCCUAAAAAAUCAAGUUGCUCCCUUUAUAAAUCAGAUAACAGGGCUUCUUGGUAUGCAAGAAUUCAGCGCAGAUAAUCUUGCGAAAACGUUAGAAGAUUUACUUCCAAUUAUACAACAAGUUAAUAAACAAUUAAAAAAUCCGGAUGAAACUACCUUUGUCUGUGUAUGUAUUGCGGAAUUUUUAUCUUUAUACGAAACGGAGAGAUUAGUUCAACAAUUGACACAAUAUAAUGUAGACGUUCAUAACAUUAUCGUGAAUCAUUUGAUAUUCUUGAACAACACUGACAAGCCAUGUAAACUAUGCGCUUGCAGAUAUCAAAUGCAGGAAAAGUAUUUAUCACAGAUGGAAGAUUUAUAUGAGGAUUUUCAUCUAGUUAAAAUCCCUAUACUUGAGCACGAAGUUCGCGGUGUACCCAGCAUUUCGAAAUUUUCCAAGUUCCUGAUUGAACCAUACAACCCCGAAGUCGACAAGCCAUUUUUGAACUGAUUGAGAUUAUUUCCUUGUGUUUUAAUUACUUUUCAUUAAAAAAACAACUUAAAUGUUUUUGUUAAUUUCAAAUUGAAAUUCAAUAAAAUUCCCGCCUCUUGAAUAUUGCGGAACCGGAA